Fusarium verticillioides 7600 is the source of this 2563-nucleotide messenger RNA. RefSeq lists its product as hypothetical. The record is from RefSeq and is a predicted model, not a curated record. Bases 502 to 2055 code for a protein of 517 amino acids. NCBI's taxonomy places the organism in Eukaryota, Fungi, Ascomycota, Sordariomycetes, Hypocreales, Nectriaceae. The transcript is spliced from 3 exons.
CCAAAACGCUGUGUUUCCAGUGGUUGCAAGUUGCCGUCCCCCUCUGUUGUCGCUUGUCAUCGGGCGCGCGGGAACUUUUUUGGGUGGGUUCCACCCCGAUACGGGACCCGACGGGGCCCAUCAUGGCUAGGAUCUGAUGGAUUUGGAGACUGCUCCUGUUUCUCCCUCCAUCAGACCAAAUUGCCUUGAACUUGGAUUAAACUCUUUUCAACUGAGCCCGCGGAACCCCUACCGGAAACGAACCGCAAUACAAAUACGAGACGAGUGUAGCGCAGGAGAAUUGCGACCGGCCCAUGCGAUUCAGAACCGACAUGUCGGCUUCCACCUAAAAGUCAACUGGCGAUGACUUCAGUUGUAUCAGCCUUGCCCCUACGUAUGCGAAAUCGACGACUACACACGAUACUUUACGCAUAACGCAUAUCUGCAGUUUCGCCGUCACCCACAACCGGCGUUAUUCAACACCUCUCCUACCCUCAACGCCACCGCUAUACAACCACAAUCAUGAGAUUCUCGACGAUAAUUAGCACAGGCAGGAUGGAACUCUUCAUCUCCAUCCUAGCCUGCACUCUCUCAGGUGUCCUUGCAGAUGACACUGAAGUCUCUACAUGGGCCGAAACCGAAAUCCCCGAAUGGGCCACAGUCAAUGGCAUGCAACUCUCGUUGUCAGCGAACCCCGGGCUGCAAUUUGCUGUGAUCCCUCUUACGUCGAAUCUGGGACUUAACGAUUCCACAGGUCGAGUAAUAGAUAUUAUUCAUAUCAAUGGUAAUAUGAUCGCGACAGACUCUUCAAAUUACAACAAAGUGACUGACAAAGACGAUAUCGCCUAUCUGUCAUGCGACGAACCCAAAGGCGACUCUUUUCUCAGUCCCAACAAGAUGCUCAACACAUUGAUGCAGCUCGAACCACAUAUCAAAGCGAUAGUCCUGUAUUCUACGUCCAACACAUGGUGUGCCAUCGACCCAGUCGACAAACUUCCAUUUACGAGUAUCUUGUCCAUGGCCGAUGGAGGCGAGGCCACACAAGCCCUCAACCUUUUGAAUGGUACCAGCCGUGGUGAAGUUGUCAAAGCGAGCAUCUUCGGCAACAAUACGGACAACACGUUGCCGAAGGAUGAGAGCAAAGGGGGUAGCAACACGGCUGCCAUGAGUGUUUUGUACGCCAUCACUGGCCUGAUUACUCUGCUAUUCUUGGUCAUCAUCACGACAGGUGCUGUGAGAGCCCAUAGAUAUCCUGAAAGAUACGGGCCACGAGGUGCACUUGGCGGGCGGCCACGGCAGAGCCGCGCCAAGGGACUUGCUCGGGCUGUACUGGACACGAUCCCAAUUGUCAAGUUUGGAAACCAGACACCUACAAAGCCAGACCCCGAAUUGGAAUUGGAAAAUACGGACGGCAACGAUACUGUCACGCAACGAACUGCGUCACGCCUCAGUGAGGCCAGACAGUCUGACGGGGCUCCGGCACCAGGUGGGGUGACCAAUGCCGUACCAGCCGCGACUAGGGCAUCGUCUUCUCCCGAGAGUGCCGAAGACGAGACGAGCGACCACUUAGGAUGCUCUAUCUGCACCGAAGACUUUACGGUUGGCGAAGAUGUUAGAGUAUUGCCCUGCAAGCAUCAGUAUCAUCCGGCAUGUGUUGACCCAUGGCUGAUUAACGUAUCGGGCACGUGUCCAUUAUGCCGCUAUGAUUUACGACCAGACAAGGGUCAUGCAUCUGCGGAGGCGGACGUUGGCGACUCUAGCACGCUGCCGCCACCUUUGGCAAUGGAGGGUGCUGAGAACGACGCGCCUCAGUCAUCUCACCGUAAUCGACUCUCGAGACUUUUUGAUAUUAACCGCCUUCGAGAGGGGACCGUGGAAGAACAAAUGGAAGCAUUACGCCAGAUGCGGGCGGAAACUAAUGAAAAUAACAAUCAAGAGACAACAGAGGUUACUGAAGCUGCCGAAGGCGAAUCGCAAGGCCAAAGUGCACGAUUUGCGGCGAGGCUUCGGGAGAGAUUUAGAAUCCGCACACGCGCUCAAGCCGUCGGAGAUCAUGAAAGCCAACGGGGGAGCUAGUGAGUAGCACGGAGGUACCGGGGUAUUUAUGUUAUGGGCGAUAUGAAUUUUAGGGCCGGGAAAUGGGGAUCGUAGGCUUCAACUUGGGUUUAACCAGGGGCAGAAGGGGCUCCUUGCAUGCAUUUGUGAGCCGUUUUGAUGGAGAAGAAUGUUCGGGAUUGGCGUUGAGGCUGAGGAAUGAUAACUUGGGGUUUGAAUAUGGGCACAUUUGGGAAGCAUGGGAAUGCGUUUCUUUGGACCAUCGCACAUAAGGGCAUGCUCACGACGAUCGUGGUUGAUGAUCAUUUUCGGCUUAUCCGAGAGUGCAGAUAUUUACUUACCUUACAUAUGAUACCUUUGAUGAUUUAUGCACGCUUAUACAAGAUCAAGACCUUGUACAGCGGGUGUCAUUUUAACAAGAUUUGAUUAGGAUGACAGCAUAUGGUUGGUAGUGAGCUUUUCAUUAUCCAGCAGCGAAUUGACAGCCCGUCCUGUUCACUCAAGCCUAUAUGCCACACUGUUUGUUGAA